AUGGAUUACGAAGGAGACAUCAUUGAUGAGGAUAGCCUGACUCCUAGGGUCUUUGAUCGGACGAAAAAAAGCAUGGGCAUGGGGAAUUUCAACAUGAAGAACUUCAACAUGGAGAAGAACGAGGCGGAGAAUAGCCCAAGUAAAAAACAAACAAACAGAAAAAAGUGCAGAAGUUCUAACAUCGAAGAAGGGGAUAACAGAUCGGUCACUAAAAUUAAGCGAGUCAAAAAGGACAUUGCAAAAACGGGAGAUGAUCACAGCAAUAUGCAGAAAAUGGAAGGAAUUUACAAAAAUGAAUGCACAGAUGGGGGAGGAGACAAAACGAACAGUCGGGACAACACAAACACGAAUGGUCGCUUUACAACAAACACGGCGGAAAAAACCGAAUCCUCUUUUAUGAAUAACGGAUGGCAAACACCAAAAAAGAGCAACGUAGGAAUGUACUAUUCUGGUAUUGAUAAUCCGUCAACUUUGAAAAAAUACAAAACGCCGUGCGAAAUGGAUAUGAUAAAUCCCGAUGAAAGCUUAAUAGGUAAUAAGUGCAUUACUAUUAACAAUUAUGUGAACCCUCCAAAAUAUGUAGCCCCUGUUGUCACGCCAAGCAAAUUUCCCCUGUCAGGGGAAAAUAACCCCCACAUGACCUAUGACGACUUCCGCUCCCUUUUCAAGCACAAUGCGUGCAUCAUAAGUGAGCACGAAUUUAACAGCAAGAAAAAUUCCAUUCAAGCAGACAACUACGAAAAUAAAUACAUAGACUGUUUCACGUCAAACUAUGAAAACAACUCAUGGCCAAAUAAGAAGGAGGUAUCUCCAUCCUUAAGUAGAUCCAACACGAAAAUGUUGCAAACCAGUAAGGAAUCCCCCAGGAGUAAGAAGAGGAAGGUGGAAAAUGGGACCAAUGUGAACACCAAGAAGAUGCUCAACAUGUUGGCCGAGUCUGAUAAGAAUAAACGCCACAAGGAGAAUGGAGUUAACAGUGGAACCAGCGCCAACAGCGCUAGAAGUGGGUAUAGCGGUUAUAGCGGUAAAAGCGGGCAUAGUGGACAGAGCGGCAGAAGCGGCCAUAGCGCAAACAGCACCUACAGCACCAACAGCACCAGCACCAACAGCAAUAGCCCCAGCAAAAGCCCACAAAAAAGUAGUAGGGACCAGGACCCCGAAGGGCGAGAAGACGAGAACACCCACACAAAAUGGAUCGACUACGAAGUCAACCCCGUUAUUAUAAAAGGCAGCAACAAAACCGAAAGAGACGCUGCAUCUAUGGACCAGAUGUCCAAACAGAAACAGAACCCGUUGACCCCAAUUUAUGAACCCUAUUCCAAAGAUCUGGACACCUUAUUUGAUAUAAGUCAGGUAGAAACCCCAGCCAUCCUGCUAGGAAUAUACCGAGGUUUGUUAGUGGCCGUGUCGAGAAGAAACCAAAUGAAUGUACCCGCCUUUUAUCAGCUAGUGAAACAAGAAGUGGUAGGGUUAAGUAACUGCCCAUCUUUUACCAUAGAAUCAUUGAAAAAACUGGCAUGGAUAGCACCCAAUUUAAUACAGCUAAAUAAGGUAGUCAUAACGAAGGAGAUUUUUGAACAGCAUCAACAAGCUUACCCCGAAGGAAUUAACCCCGAUUUUUAUUGCCCCAAAUAUUCUGAACUUAAAAAAUGGCAUUCAAAUUUUAACUUUAAAGAUAUCGUAUUCCCAUCUGUUACGUUGGAAGAAAAUAAAAUUUUGGCCCAACUAGCACAGACUCCUCAGGAGAGCAAUGCAGAUGACUUUAUUGUUAUCCAGGACAGCCCCAUAAAAUGUGCUACCAACGAUUUUAGGAAAAAUGGAACCUUUGUAAAAGAUAUGCUAAAGGAGAAAACAAGGACUCCUUUGGGAAGAAACAGAAGAAAAUCAACCAUCCUCGGUGGGGGAAGUCCAUUCGCUAGCUCCUUUAAUCAUAAUAACAACGUGGCGGACUCUCCAAGGAAAAAGGAAACAAAUAACAUGAAACAGAUAAGGGAAGAAGCAAACAGGAAAACUAUCAUAAAAGAAAUUAAAACAGAAUUUGAUAAAGAACACGAAACGGUAUUGAAUGAAAAAAAAAAAUUUGAAGAUGCAACAUGGAUUGCAGAGAUUAUCCACGACACAUUUAUAGUCGAAGGAAUCCAAACAGUGAUAGAAAUCAACACCUUCUCCAAGAAAGUUGCAGAUAAAUAUAAAACGAAUAAAGGUUUCCAAAUGGAUGAGGCCAAAAUAGCACAGCUUAUAGAAAUGCUACCACAGUACGUCUCCGACAUUAACUUAAAGCCUAGUAUGAUGGAUAGAAAUAAAAUGACCUUGUCCGUCAAAUGUAAGAAAAAUCUCGGAACCUUCCUGGAGCCACUUACCAACAAAAUUAACGACCUUUCUCGCAAAUACCAAGAUUUGAAAAAGAAUAAGGAAAAGAGAUUAAACGAGUUAUGGAAACAGCACAACGUAGGUUUUGAGCUCAACGAGAAGAUUAAGAAGUUCUUUUUAAAUCCCAGUUCGGUGUGCUUCUCGGAAAUUUAA
This is a messenger RNA of Plasmodium inui San Antonio 1, 2523 nucleotides long. RefSeq lists its product as hypothetical. The transcript has 2 exons. The coding region runs from base 1 to 2523 and encodes 840 amino acids. Lineage: Eukaryota; Apicomplexa; Aconoidasida; Haemosporida; Plasmodiidae. The record is from RefSeq and is a predicted model, not a curated record.